Caenorhabditis angaria is the source of this 1417-nucleotide messenger RNA. The record is from the annotation of a GenBank genome assembly. Lineage: Eukaryota; Metazoa; Nematoda; Chromadorea; Rhabditida; Rhabditidae.
AUGCUUCAUAAACAAACUUUUUCUCGUCAAUCAAAUAUGAGUCAUAUUUGAGGUAUUACAGAAGGUGGAAGACUUGGACAAUCAACAUUUUUCACAAAUCGAAAAAGUCAAGAUGGCAACGAAAGCGAUAUUUCGGAAAAGAAGUCGUCAAAAGCAAGAGGAAGUGCAACACUUCCACCAAAUAUGUCAUUGAAUAUUAGCGAUAUUCCUCCUGUGCACGAUGAAUCGCUUGCUUUAACAUCAAGACCAAGUAGUUCAAACGAAGGAAAUUCAUCAAAUAUUUUUCAAACCGCUAAUAAUAGUCUAUAUUUUCCACCAAUCUCGUCUCAAACACAAAAUUCGGGUCAAAAUGCAGCCAGUCAUGAACAUAAUCAACAAGUCAAUGAACAAAUUGGCAAUCUUCUUCAAUAUGUUAGUGCUCUUGAAUCCAAAUACGAUAAUUUAAAGGUACAUAGUUUAUUUUUUUUGUUAUAAAUAUCUAAUUUCUGAAAUUUGAUACUUUCAGAGAGAUGUUGCCGAAGAACUUGCUUAUUAUUCUGAAGCUCUUGAAGAGGAACGUUUCAAAAUUACAGUGAGUUCAGAAAAAAAAAGGAUUUUUUGUCCAAAAUUGAGUCAGGCUGAUACCAAACUUGGCUCCAAUUUAAACAUCGCCAAACAAAUGCAUUUUUUCAGACUCUCGAGAAAUUACUCAACGAUACAAUUGAGUUGCACCAAGCUGAGUUCAGAUCAUUAAAAGAGCAAAAUAUUCUUGCAAAUCGUGUCGAUUUUCAUCAUAUGGAUCGCUUCAAAAAUCUUGAGGAACACAUUGAAUCCGUGGAGAAUAAGGUAACUCAUUUUAAAUGAUUUAGAAGGUUUUUAACACUGAAAAAUUAUUCCUGAUACCUUUAUCUAAAAUACAAUUUGUAAAAAAAAAUCAUUCAUAUAAUUUUUCAGAUAAUUCGCAUGGACAAUGUUGUUGCGGACUCUUUAAAUGCCAAACUCAACAAUCCGGUUUGGGGAAAUGCUGCACUUUCCGGAGCCAAUAUUGUGGUAUGUUUUUAUUUCUAUGUAUUUUCAUUUUUAUGAUUGAUUGACAUCACUUUCACUUUCACAAAACCAAACAAAAAACAAUUAAGAGCCGGAAACACCUAUUAUUUCAAGGACAUUUUUAGAAAAAAGUGUAGUUGAAGUUGAGAACAAAAAACUAUAAUUCUUCUAUGACACUGAAAAACAAAAAAAAUUACAGGUCGAGUUUCUGAAAAUUGUAUUAUUUGUUGUCGCAUCGGCGUUGGAUUUCAUUCGACCAUUAACUGGAUCCAGAAAUCGUGCCGGUUUGGCGUUGAUCGGAUUAAUUGUUCUUUUUGUCUUUGGUCAUCAUCUCUCAAAAUUGAACCCGUUCGCUGGACGAACCCAAAAUACCACCAAUCUUGAUUUGUAA